Messenger RNA from Linum tenue, 2505 nucleotides. The record is from the annotation of a GenBank genome assembly. Lineage: Eukaryota; Viridiplantae; Streptophyta; Magnoliopsida; Malpighiales; Linaceae.
AUGAAGGAUGGUUCGUGUAGUAAAUUUUUCCCAAAGUCAUUUAAUUCAGAGACAACAGUUGAUCAGUUCGGGUACCCAGUUUAUCAAAGGCGGGAUACAGACAUUACAACGACAAAGGGCAAGACAACUCUAGACAACAGAUUUGUCGUUCCACAUAAUAGAAAUUUAUGUGUUCUCUUUCAAGCACACAUAAACGUUGAAGUUUGCCACCAUGGAAAGUUGAUCAAAUACCUCUUCAAAAAGAGGCAGCGUGUUGACAACAUACUUGCUAGAACUACCGUUGAAUCAACCACACUAACACAGUGGUUCAAGCUUAAUCAGAGAGACCCAACUGCAAGAACUCUUUUGUACGUUGAAACACCAAACAAGUUUACUUGGAUUGCUAAGGAGGAAGAUUGGUCUCCACGAAAACAAGGCUUCUCGCUUGGUCGAAUGCCUUACAUUCAACCUGGUUCUGGCGAUACAUUCUACCUCCAGCAUCUACUGACGAAGAUUCGCGGCGCCCAAAGCUUCAUGGAUCUUCGCACUGUCAACGGAGUGGUUUGUAAGAACUUCCAGACAGCAUGCCAAAAAAUGGGACUACUUGCCAAUGAUGACGAAUGGCUGUUGGUAUUAACAGAAUUUGGACAGUGGGGAAUGUCCAGCCUGUUCAGGUAUCUGUUCAUUUCAAUGAUAAUGUUCUGCCAGCUCUCUGAUCCUCACACUUUGUUUGGUAAGACAUGGCAACUGCUGGCUGAAGACAUUACAUAUAAAUGCCAAAAAAAUGCUAGAUUCAGUGGUGAGUUGAUACCUACUGAACUCCCUCAAGACAUACUAUUACAUGAGUUGCAAAGGAUGUUUGAUGCUUAUUCAAGUUCCCUACAACACUUUGGACUUCCACUUCCGACAACAGAAGUGCACAAUUUUCACACAUAUUGUUCACCACAAUUGGGAACCCAGGAAGCAUCAUCAUCUACUAACUCAAAACAGGCUCCUGUCUACAGAGAUUUAAAUCCACAGCAAGCAGCUGCAUUUGACAAGAUUAUCGCAUCUGUCUCAGGUGGCAAAGACACGUUUUUCUUCUUAUAUGCCCAUGGAGGGACGGGCAAGACGUUCCUAUAUAAAGCUCUCGCAGCUGCAAUGGAUGAACUUAUUCGCAAGGUCCUUAUUUUCGCAUCUUCUGGAAUUGCUGCUACGCUACUGCCAAAUGCAGUUACCGCGCAUUCAAGGUUCAAAAUUCCUUUAGAAGUUGAUCAGAACUCAACAUGUAGUGUGCAUAAAGUGGCUGAAGCAGAUCUUAUUAUAUGGGACGAGGCUCCUAUGAUCCACCGAUUGGCGUUUGAGGCUGUUGAUAGAACUCUUUGUGAUAUUAUGAAUGUGCCUUUCACGGGAAAAGGGUACAAGCCAUUUGGUGGCAAAACUGUUUUGUUGGGAGGAGAUUUCAGGCAAACACUGCAUGUAGUACCAAAUGCAGGUAGAGAGGAAAGUGUUGAUUCAUCUCUAACACGAUCAUAUCUUUGGAAGUACUGUGCUGUACUACAUCUGUCAAGAAAUAUGCGCAUCACAUCAUCGCCUAUCAACCAGCAGCCAACAUUUGCUUGCAUGACUUUUGCGGAUUGGACACUAAGCGUAGGAAAUGGACAGAUUCCUGCUACAAGCUUCAGCGUCAACCAACCUGCAGACUGGAUUUCCAUACCAUCGUGUUUUCUUCUUGAUCCGAGCUCUCAACCAACGGCAACAAUAUGCGACGAAAUAUAUUCAGACUUCUCAGCAAACUACCACCAUGCAGCUUACCUCAUAGACAAAGCAAUUGUAACCCCGACAAACAAGAAUGUCACUAAGAUAAACAAACAUAUGAUGAAUAGGGUGCGGGGAAGGGUUCACAGUUACUUCAGUGCAGAAAAAAUCCACUCAGAUUCAAAGGAUUCUGCACGGCUCGAGGUUGAGUACCCUACUGAGUUCCUAAACACUUUAGCUUUCAGUGGCUUUCCUGAUCAUGAAAUUGAGCUGAAAGUUUUUUCACCAGUGAUGUUGCUAAGAAACCUAAACCCAGAAAUAGGUUUGGGCAAUGGCACUCGAAUCAUGGUCACCUACCUAAUAACAUAUGUAAUCAAGGGACUCAUCAUGGGUGGUGCAUAUGCUGGAAAAGUUGUCGCAAUACCAAGAAUUGUUGUCAACAUCGACAAUCAAAAGUGGCCUUUCAUGCUAAAACGCAGACAAUUCCCGGUAAGACUUUGCUAUGCAAUGACUAUCAACAAGAGUCAGGGACAGACUUUGACCCGUGUUGGUGUCUUUCUCCCAAAGCCGGUUUUCAGCCAUGGACAAUUGUAUGUUGCUAUUUCAAGGGUUAGGUCUGCAGAAGGGUUAAAGUUUCUUAUCCAAAAUGAAGACCAUAUUCCUCUGGGGUAUACAAGGAACAUCGUAUACAGCGAAACAUUUGAUUCACUCGGGGGUGCAUCGCUAUGUAUACCUCCAACUGCUAUUAGGUUUGCUUCUGGAAAUGAUUUAUCAACUUUCAGUGUGUAA